This is a messenger RNA of Spinacia oleracea (spinach), 1742 nucleotides long. Its product is annotated as patellin-4. The coding region runs from base 97 to 1542 and encodes 481 amino acids. The record is from RefSeq and is a predicted model, not a curated record. The transcript has 4 exons. NCBI's taxonomy places the organism in Eukaryota, Viridiplantae, Streptophyta, Magnoliopsida, Caryophyllales, Amaranthaceae. Gene Ontology annotation, molecular function: lipid binding.
UCCUCCAACUCAAAACCCCUUCAUUUUUUUCUCCAAACAUACCCAAAAAUUUUAUACCCUUCAAUUUUGAAGUUUAAUUUUUCAAAUAUCAACAACAUGACUGUUGAGGUUUCAUCAGUCGAACAAACCCAGAAAGAAGAGGUUGUGAUUUCUGAAAGUGAUGCUAAAUUGGUCAAUGAAGAGUCCCAAAAUGUUGAGGAAAACACCCAAAAUGUAGAGGAUGAGCCUAAGCCAAAAUUGGUUGAAAAAAGCUCUUCCUACAGAGAGGAGAGCAAUUACCUCUCCGAUCUAAAGGACGGCGAAAAAAAGGCGUUAUCUGAGCUGAAAUCGAAGGUCGAAGAAGCAAUUUCGACGAAUACCCUCUUUAAAUCAGAGGAGAAGAAGGAAAAGGAAAACCAGACAGACGAGAAGAAGGAAAAAUCAGAGGAAACACCGGAGGAAGGCGAAAACCCAGCUGAGGAAUCUAGCAAAGAAGAGGAAUUAGAGAAUAAAAUUGAGGAUAUUUCCAUUUGGGGAGUGCCCUUAUUGCCUAACAAAGGGUCAGAAGGUACUGAUGUUAUUUUGCUCAAGUUUUUAAGAGCUAGGGAGUUUAAGGUCAAUGAGGCAUUUGAGAUGCUUAAGAAAACCCUUGUUUGGAGGAAGGAUUCCAAGAUUGAAUCCAUUUUAGAGGAGGAUUUAGGGGAAGAUCUUGCAAAUGCAGCCUAUAUGAAGGGCAAAGACCGCGAAAACCAUCCGGUUUGCUACAAUAUUUUUGGGGUGUUUGGCAAUGAAGAGCUUUAUCAGAAGACUUUCGGGACCGAGGCGAAAAGGGAGCAAUUCUUAAGGUCAAGGUUUCAAUUCAUGGAGAAAGGUAUCGAAAAGCUCGAUUUUAGGCCUGGGGGUGUUACUUCAAUUCUUCAAGUUUAUGAUCUCAAGAAUUGCCCUGGACCUUCUAAGAAGGAAAUUAGAAGUGCUACUUUCAAGGCUGUUGGACUUCUUCAGGAUAAUUACCCUGAAUUAGUUGCUAGAAAUGUAUUCAUUAAUGUGCCAUUUUGGUACUAUGCUUUUUAUUCCCUUAUUUCACCUUUCUUGACACAAAGAAGCAAGAGCAAAUUAGUUGUUGCUAGGCCAGCUAAAGUUACUGAAACUCUUCUGAAGUAUAUCCCAUUGGAAGAAAUUCCAACACAGUAUGGUGGGUUCAAGCGCGAAAGCGAUUUCGAGUUUAAUUCAGAAGAUGGUGGAGGAGUUACCGAAAUCUGCUUGAAACCAGGAUCAACAGAAAUAAUUGAGAUCCCAGAAGCUGAUGGUGGAGCAACAUUAAUAUGGGACAUGGCUGUUUUGGGAUGGGAAGUGAGCUACAAGGAGGAAUUUAUUCCAACAGAUGAGGGAUCUUACACCAUCAUAAUCCACAAGGAGAAGAAGAUGGAUUCGGUUGAAGAGCCUGUUCGAAACUCAUUCAGAAACAAUGAGCCUGGGAAGGUUGUGCUUACAAUUAAGAACCAUUCCAAGAAGAAGAAGCGCGCCUUUUAUCGAUACAUGAAUCAGAAGAGCUGUUCUGUGUGAGAUAAUUAAAGGCUGGCUAAUGGAGGGUUUGUGUUUAUAUGUUCAUUUUGUUGCUGGUUUAGAGGAAAUUAUAGCUUUCUGUUGUGGAGAAAAUUCUUUUAGGAUGAUUCUUGUCUCAUUCUUUUUAGGUGAAAUUUGAUGUAUUCAUUGUUCUGAUUAAUUAAAUUCUUCAAAGCGAAAAUGUGAAUCCUUUUUUCUAA